Molecule: messenger RNA, 1911 nt
Organism: Halteromyces radiatus
Lineage: Eukaryota; Fungi; Mucoromycota; Mucoromycetes; Mucorales; Cunninghamellaceae
Product: armadillo-type protein
Exons: 6
Coding region: 75-1664 (529 amino acids)
Biological process (GO): NLS-bearing protein import into nucleus
Cellular component (GO): nucleoplasm; cytoplasm; nucleus
Molecular function (GO): nuclear import signal receptor activity; protein binding
Source: RefSeq, a predicted model, not a curated record
UUUUUUUCUUUUUUACUUAUACUUUUUUUAUAAUUUUGGACUUGGAAAAAGGAUAAAAUCGAAAAAACUUAACCAUGGAAGCUGAUCCUCGUCGUAACGCCUUUAAAGCACGCAAUCAAUUCAAACCUGAAGAAGUACGAAGACGACGUGAAACCGCUCAAGUGGAAAUCAGGAAACAAAAAAAAGCUGAGAAUUUAGCUAAACGACGAAACUUUAAUAUUUCCAACUUGACUCAAGACUCUGAUGAUGAAUUGGAUGUAACUACUUUGGAUAGUCAUUUGGACGAAAUGCUUCCUGAUAUGGUUCAAUCCAUUUACUCCAAUGAUGCUGAAGCUCAAUUACAAGCUACUGCGCAUUUCCGAAAAUUAUUAUCUCGUGAAGUCAAUCCUCCUAUUGAACAAGUUAUUGCUAGUGGUGUAGUUCCUCGAUUUGUGGAAUUCCUUCGUUCUCCUCAAACUUCGCUUCAGUUUGAAGCUGCCUGGGCCUUGACCAAUAUUGCUUCUGGAUCUUCUCAACAAACUCAAAUUGUCAUUGAAGGUGGUGCUGUGCCCUACUUUAUUGAAUUAUUAAGUAGUCCUGUUGCUGAUGUGAAGGAACAAGCUGUAUGGGCUUUGGGUAAUAUUGCUGGUGAUAGUCCUCGUUGUCGUGAUUAUGUUCUUGAAACUGGUGCUCUUCCUCCAUUACUUUCUAUUUUCCAUGAAGACAACAAGAUUUCUAUGUUACGUAAUGCUACUUGGACACUUUCCAACUUUUGUCGUGGCAAGAAUCCUCAACCCAAUUGGCAAUUGAUUGCUCCUGCAUUGACUGUUUUGGCACAAUUGAUUCAAUCAUCUGACGAAGAAGUAUUGAUCGAUACUUGUUGGGCCAUUUCAUAUUUAUCUGACGGAGCCAAUGAACGUAUUCAAGCCGUGGUGGAAUCCUCUGUAUGCAGUCGUUUGGUUGAAUUAUUGAGUCAUCAUUCUACUUCAGUGCAAACACCAGCUUUACGAUCAGUGGGAAAUAUUGUUACUGGAGAUGAUGCACAAACACAAACGAUCAUCAACUGUGGUGCGGUGAUGUCUUUAUUCAAUUUAUUGUCCAGUCCCAAAGAAAGUAUUCGCAAGGAGGCAUGCUGGACUAUUUCCAAUAUUACGGCCGGCAAUACAGCACAAAUUCAAGCAGUGUUGGAUGGUGGAUUGGUGGCUCCUUUGGUACAUAUCUUGAGUCGUGGUGAAUUCAAAACCAAGAAAGAAGCAUGCUGGGCUAUUUGUAACGCAACAUCUGGUGGAUUGGCUAAACCUGAACAAAUCCGAUUUUUGGUUGCUGAAGGAUGCAUUCAACCUCUAUGUGACAUUUUGACUCAAAACGAUAACAAAAUCACUUUGGUGGCAUUGGAUGGAUUGGAUAAUAUAUUGCGUGCUGGUGAAAUGGAAAAGAUUCAUACUCAAGAUGGUCUCAAUCCUUAUGCAUUGAUGAUCGAGGAAAUGGGUGGCGUCGAUCAUAUUCACAGUUUACAAUCCCAUGAAAAUGCAGAAAUCUACAAGAAAGCCUAUGCCAUCAUUGAUAAGUACUAUAGCGAAGAUGAUGAAGAUGAACAUGAUACCGAUAUGGUCCCUGAUACUGUCAAUGGUCAAUUUGCUUUCCAACAACAAGUCGAUGCUCCUCAAGGUGGUUUCAAUUUCUAGUCUCUUUGUGUUUAUCUUCUCUACCACCAUCCUUUUAUAGUUUUAUUUGCCCCUUCCCUUUCCUUCAACUAUUUCAUUAUUACUUUUGCAUGAUCUUCCCCAACACUAUCUAUACUGUUCCCCUUUCUUCCCCCCCUUUUUUUUUUAUUUUUUUGUCUAUUCCCUUUCCCUUUCCUUUCUCCUCCCAAUUGUAUCCACUUUAUAUAUUUCAUAUUUUUUUUAAAUAAAAAUAUACACACAACCACUA